Pedinophyceae sp. YPF-701 is the source of this 1014-nucleotide messenger RNA. NCBI's taxonomy places the organism in Eukaryota, Viridiplantae, Chlorophyta, Pedinophyceae. The record is from the annotation of a GenBank genome assembly.
AUGCACCUGGAGCGGCUGGGUGGGCUCGGCGCGGCCGGAGAUGACCACCCGCUGGCCUGUAGACAGGCGGAUGAUGAUAGCAAGGUGACAGCCGUGCACGGGGGCGAGGCUCUCAGGGAGGUGGAGCGUGCGCUCAUGGACAUCAGCGCCUCGCACCCGGGCGCCGUCACGCCGCGCAGGUCCAUCAUCCACAAGCUCCAGGAGGCGCUGCGGGAGAUAGAGCUCGGGGAGUCUGCGCGGCAUGACGCGCAUGACGACGGGGAUAUCGAGCUGGUGUUCGAGCCGCCGCUCAGGGGCGGGGACGCGCCCGCAGGACCCGGCGAGUCGAGCGGGGGCGAGAGCGGCGCAGGGACGUCGAACUACGGGCCGAUCAUGGGUCUGUUCCGCAGCCUGCUCGCGAAAGCGGAGGAGAACCCUCGCGGCGCCAGUGCCGUCCUUGCGGACGCCCCCGGCCCGACCGCGACGCAGCCGCGGCAGGACGCGAGCUGCCAGCGUGCUUCCAGCGCCGAGGGGUUCCGCGUCGCGUGCGUGACGUCUCGCGGGACCCGCGCGCACCGUUCCGAGGGGCGCGACGCGCUCGCUGACAGCAGGGCGGCCGUGUUCCGCGCCAUCGCGUCGCUCAAGGAUGGCAUCGCGGCGACGCGCAGGCGCACGUCCGAGUACGACAAGGCGUUCGGGAAGACGGAGAUGGAGGUGGACUUCCUCCGGAUCAAGCUGGAGCGCAAGGUCCGCGAGGCGGCGCGGGACGACGGGCGCGCGGUGGCGGAGCUGGCCGAGCUGCUGGACGUGCUGUGGGACGCGCAGGGGCAGGAGCGCGUGGCGAGGGGGCAGGAACAGAUUCUGCUCGAGAACGCAGCGGCUCUGAGAUACUAUCUGCAAUGCGUGGAGGACGUCGAGAGCGAGGCGGCGCAGGACCAGUCCCCGGACUCCGUGACGCGCGCGCUGACCCUCGUGCAGCUCGCGAGCGCGUCAUGUGGCCUGUCAGGCGUUUCAACGCGCGCCGAGACCAACUAG